This is a messenger RNA of Tupaia belangeri chinensis (Chinese tree shrew), 1899 nucleotides long. Its product is annotated as leucine-rich repeat-containing protein 37A-like. The record is from RefSeq and is a predicted model, not a curated record. Lineage: Eukaryota; Metazoa; Chordata; Mammalia; Scandentia; Tupaiidae.
UGCGACACUUAAGUCAUUUGACUACCAUAUAUGGCUGUGAAUGGACAAAAAACUGUCCCAUCCGUCUUCCACUAUCAAAAGCAACAUCUUUUUUGACAGUUGAAGAAACAUCUGUGGGGAAUGCAAACGGGACGUUCAUGAAGGUAUUAUAGGCGUGGAAGAAGAACACCAGAACAGAGCUAAUCAUCGAACCCGAGAAAGCCUCCUCAGACAAAAGUGGAGUCAACCUCUCAGGCUUCAUAAAUGAGCCGCUAGACUUUAAUGAUAAAAGCUAUGUGAUUAGUGCACUAAAUUACAUAUUGUCUUAUUUUUCAGAGGGAGAUCUAGAAAAUAUAGAAUCAACAUAAUUACCUUUUAUUAAACUGCUUUUUUCAAAUGUACAAGACAGACACAAGCCCUUGGGUUAUUCGAAAGACAAUGUAAGGAGCUCCGCUCUUAAACCUGAAUCUAACAAUCUUACUUAUGAAAAUAAAUUGAGCAAGCACUAUUUUCUGGAAAAUUAUUAAAUGCAGAAAUUCAAGAAAAAGUUGAUGAAGUCAAAAAGAAAGAAAAAAUUGCCAUGCUUAUGCAGUAUAGAUUUUAGGCCCCAAAUGUAAGCACCAGAUUAAAAAAAAAAAAAAUCAGAGCCUGCUCAGCUAUAGGAGAACAGCUUACCAAAGAGUCCGAGUGUAGGUAAGAUGCUACAGAACACAAUCAUCAAGGAGCCAAAGACUAUUUGGAGGCGGCAACUGAAAGAAAUGAGAGAUCAGAGCAAGAGGAAAGAGAGUGACCAGCCACCUCUGAGGAGUGUUGCCAAAAACAGGCUCAGGAGGGUCAACCCAAGAAAACUAGAACAGUUGCACAUGGUGUUGAGGCCUAGGAAGCUAGUGGGAAAUGCUUUCCACAUAGAACAGUCCUUCCCAAAGGAACAGAAGGCCCUAGUCUGUUCGAACUUGAAACCUCCCGUGUGGCGUGGGCCUUCUGCCUACACCAUGCUAAAAUCCCCACCAGACGUUAAAAAAAACCCAAAAGACUUAACCUACACCAUGCUUGUUUUCGAAGAUGCAAAUGCUAGAAUGAAGAAUCUGAAGGCUCCUAAACCAGACGUCCAUUCCAAAGAAAGUCACUACUUUCAUAAAACUCACUCUCAUGUGGUCCACAGAAGACUCAAGGCCAAACUGACUCAAAGGUUGAGAAAGAAAAAUUCACCCAAGAGGCUGAUGCUUGCACAAAGGCCUCCAUUCUCUGGAGUUAGGAGCCUCAUCAAUUCCCCUUCACAAGGGGCUUUUUCAUCUUCAGGAGACCUGAUACCUCAUGAAAAUCCAUUUCCAGAAUUCCUGGGUAUUUCAGAACCUUUGUUUCAAGACACUAUUGUAGAAAAGAUUACUACAAGAAAUGGUUUUGAAGAAAACAUUCCUAUAGAAGACACUCCUGUGCCACAAGAAGAAACUGCCCCUGAAAACACAGUCCACAGGCCUGCUGCUCUAGAUUCCACGGCAACCUCACACAACUUAAUGCCAAGUGAUAAACAGAGUGGUGAAAUGCAGUGGGAAUACAUGGGUACUCGCUUACCCCCCAAGCCCAAAGGCUUCACUUACCCAGUGCUCUCAUCCCCAGGCAAUCAAUUUGAAAUUCAGCUGAACCAGCAGCUAAGGUCCUCCAGAACCGGCCUCCUGAUGAAGCUCCUCAGCGAACAGCAGGAAGUAAAGGUGUCCACGGCAGACUGGGACACAGACCAAUGGAAGACUGAGCAUUACAUCAGCAAGAGCCCGGAGGCCCAGAGUGGACGCAAAGAGCAGCAGUCAAGUGAGGUGAGGACAGCUGCCAAAACAGGAGCCGUGGGUGUUUCGGUUGUUCAGGAUAGGCCACAAAAGCACCCAGACAGGGAGGCCAGGUGCUCCGGUCCAUAGCUUUUCUCAG